CGAGCUGCCAAACUGGUCAAACCUCCGGGUCCAAAACCAGACAGACAAGGCAAGACGCGUGCGCCCACCCCCACGGCCGAUCCAGCCAAUCCGUCCCCGUUCCAGCCGCCACCUGCGCCGCCUACCGACGUGUCGUGCCACACCCAUGGACGAGGCGGUGCCGGCGCUCGCGGUGGUGGACGCGCGCUUCUGCGCCGGGGACGAGGCGGCGCUGGCCGUCGCCAAGACGAUCAGCAUGUCCGGCAACGACUUCACCGUCACCGACGCCGCCACGGGCGACGUCCUGCUGCGGGUCGACGGCGUCCUCUUCAGCCUCCGCCGCCGCUGCCUCCUCGCCGACGCCCAUCGCCGCCCCGUCCUCACCGUCCAGGAAUCGGCGCUGGUGAUGAACAAGCGCUGGAAGGUGUUCCGCGGGGACAGCACGAGCCGGCGGGACCUGCUGUUCACCGUGGUCAAGCCGUCGGUGAUCCCGCUGCGGUGGUCCACCAAGGUCAACGUCUUCCUCGCCAGCAACGACGCCGAGCAGGCCCCCGACUUCAGGAUCACCGGCAGCUACCACGACGGCGCAUGCUCCGUCUCCCUCGGCGAAUCCAACACCGUCAUCGCAAAGAUCGACCGGCGGUCCACGGUGGUGAGCACGCUGCUGGGGAAGAACGCCUACAGCGUCACCGUCAACCCCGGGAUCGACUACGCCUUCGUCGUCGCGCUCGCCGUUGUCCUCGACGAGAUGCACUACCAAUGAUCGCAGCUCCAGCUUCCGGCCCCUGGCUCCGCGAAUCGCUCUGCAUCCGACCGUCACACGUGGUCUUUGUUGUCUAGUGUCGCGUGCGUGUAGCAGUGUAGGUGCAGGUCAAUGCUGCCGUGCAGGGGAAUCACGAAUGCUCCGCCGCUCUGCGCUUCGAGUUCAUGCACCGUCAGAGACCGAUUUGAAGAACCAUGGCGUUUAGAUUUUUGGGCCGUGAGAAGGAGAACGCGCUCUUGGUUGGUCCAAUUCAGUUUUGUUAACUCGUUUGUUGUGAACUGAGGUUUGUUCCCCGUGACCUGUGAGUCUUUCACUCUUGCUCGCUCUCUUUUGUCUAUGAUGUAAUUCCGGUAGAAAAAAAAAACAUACCAACAUGACAACAUCAAAUCAAUAUCACUGGAAUUAUGCUGAAAUAUAUUUCCAUUGUUUUGAA
Molecule: messenger RNA, 1175 nt
Organism: Lolium perenne
Lineage: Eukaryota; Viridiplantae; Streptophyta; Magnoliopsida; Poales; Poaceae
Product: protein LURP-one-related 15
Source: RefSeq, a predicted model, not a curated record